This is a messenger RNA of Sclerotinia sclerotiorum 1980 UF-70, 114 nucleotides long. RefSeq lists its product with no specific name. The transcript is spliced from 2 exons. NCBI's taxonomy places the organism in Eukaryota, Fungi, Ascomycota, Leotiomycetes, Helotiales, Sclerotiniaceae. The coding region runs from base 1 to 114 and encodes 37 amino acids. The record is from RefSeq and is a predicted model, not a curated record.
AUGGCGCCUCAGGGACACACAGCCACAAGUGAGACUGUGGAUCAUUUGCGAGUCUUAUGUCUCGUAGAUUUCGUACACGAUGUAACUGCAGAUGCGAAUGCAGACAUGGAUUAG